AUGACAGAUUAUCUGCUUGAUCCUAACAUUAGAUAUCAAUUUGGGUGGGCUGCUCUUGCUAUGAUCUUUUCAGUUUCUUUUGUCAAUAUAUUUUGCAUCAUCAUCGAAAAUAUGCCAAAGUUGAAGCAAAUUAUUGAUAAAUUAUGGGUGUUAUGUAAAAGGAAAAAAAGGAAAACUUUGAAAAUUAAAAUAAUGUAGAAUUCUGGAAAGUAAACAACUGAUUUCUUCAACAAAUAAAAUGAGGAAACAAUAAGUGAUGAAAUUUAAACUUCAAAGUAAAAGCUGCAAAGUUAAGACAAUUCUCAGAAAUAAUUAAGUCUUAAAUUGAAACUGUAAUAUGGUUAAAAUUCAGAGACACAAUUAUAACCUAUUGAAGAGUUAUUUGCAGAUGACAUUACAGAAUCAAACUUUGGUUUUUCUGAUAUAGAGAAUUCUCAGAAUGAUAACAAUGAAGCAUAUGAUUAUAUGGAUUUUAAGGUUAAUGUUAUUCAAAACGUCUAAAUAGAAACGGAAAAUACAUUAGAACCUAAAAAAUUAAUACUAUUUUGCAAUGAUAUAAAUGCUUGA
Molecule: messenger RNA, 567 nt
Organism: Stylonychia lemnae
Lineage: Eukaryota; Ciliophora; Spirotrichea; Sporadotrichida; Oxytrichidae
Source: the annotation of a GenBank genome assembly